AUGAUAACGAGAGAGCUGAAGGCAGAUGCAUGCUUGAACCCUCAUAUGGGGGCUAUGUGGGAGACCAAUAGGUCUGUGAAAGAGAACUCCAGUCAGAGUAAGAAAUACAGCACACAAAUAGAGAGUCUUGGUCCUGGGAGUGCUCACAGGCACUCCUGGAGCUUCCAUUAUCAUGAAGCAACUGAACCACUUGAGGCUAUCAACCAACUUCAGAAAUUAUGCCAUCAGUGGCUGAGGCCAGAGAUCCACUCAAAAAAGCACAUUUUGGAAAUGCUGAUACUAGAGCAGUUCCUGACCAUUCUGCCCAAGGUGACCCAGAACUGGGUGCAGAAGCAUCAUCCACAGCAUGUCAAACAGGCUCUGGUCCUGGUGGAACGCUUGCAGAGAGAACCUGGUGGAACAAAGAAUGAGAGUUUGUUGACAUUUGAAGAUACGGCUAUGUACUUUUCCGAAGAAGAAAGGCAAUUAUUAGAUCCUCUUGAGGAGACUCUCUACAAUGAUGUAAUGCAGGAUAUCUAUGAGACUGCCAUCUCUCUAACGUUAAAGCUAAAAAAUGACACUGGAAAUGACUAUCCUAUAAUAUCUGUUUCUGCAUCUGAAAUACAAACAGCAGGAUACAAAGUAUCAAAAAAGAACAGAAUGAAUAUUGCCCAGAAAACAAAGGGCAGGGAAAAUCAUGGUGAUACCCACAGGGUACAGAAACGGCAUCAAGCUUUUCCAAGGAAGAAAAGAAUUACAACUUGUAAACAAGAGCUUCCAAAACUUAUGGAUCUUCACGGGAAAGGCCACACAGGAGAGAAACCUUUUAAAUGUCAGGACUGUGGGAAAAUCUUCAGAGUUAGCUCUGAUCUUAUUAAGCACCAGAGAAUUCACACUGAAGAGAAACUCUAUAAAUGUCAACAAUGUGACAGGAGGUUUAGAUGGAGUUCAGGUCUUAAUAAGCACUUCAUGACACAUCAAGGAAUAAACCCAUAUAGAUGCUUAUGGUGUGGGAAAAGCUUUAGUUAUGACACAAAUCUACAAACACACCAAAGAAUUCACACAGGAGAGAUGCCCUUUAAAUGUCAUGAAUUUGGGAAAAUAUUCAUUCACAAAUCCCACCUUAUUAAAUAUCAGAGAACUCACACAGGUGAGCAGCCUUAUACUUGUAGCAUAUGCAGGAGAAACUUUAGUAGGCACUUGAGCCUUCUCAGAUACCAGAAACUCCACAGAAGAUGGGAAGCAUGUCCAAUGUCUCCAAACUGA
This is a messenger RNA of Symphalangus syndactylus (siamang), 1245 nucleotides long. Its product is annotated as putative zinc finger protein 75C. Gene Ontology annotation, molecular function: DNA-binding transcription factor activity, RNA polymerase II-specific; RNA polymerase II cis-regulatory region sequence-specific DNA binding. NCBI's taxonomy places the organism in Eukaryota, Metazoa, Chordata, Mammalia, Primates, Hylobatidae. The record is from RefSeq and is a predicted model, not a curated record. Gene Ontology annotation, biological process: regulation of transcription by RNA polymerase II.